Arachis stenosperma is the source of this 1578-nucleotide messenger RNA. RefSeq names its product aspartyl protease AED3-like. Bases 20 to 1372 code for a protein of 450 amino acids. The transcript has 2 exons. Gene Ontology annotation, molecular function: aspartic-type endopeptidase activity. Gene Ontology annotation, biological process: proteolysis. NCBI's taxonomy places the organism in Eukaryota, Viridiplantae, Streptophyta, Magnoliopsida, Fabales, Fabaceae. The record is from RefSeq and is a predicted model, not a curated record.
CUUCACCACUUGAUCAACCAUGGGAGCUAAGUUCAAAACUAUCUUAUUUGAAAAAGUCCUCUUCGCAAUAAUAAUUUACUUCAUAUUCUCCAAAACAAACACAACCAAAGCCCUUGACACAUCAUGUGCUUCUCAACCCGACCUCACCAUCAUUCCCAUCUACGGCAAAUGCUCCCCAUUCAAACCCACACCAGACCCAUGGCCCGACACAAUCAUCAACAUGGCCUCCAAAGACCCAGCCCGCCUCGACUACCUCGCCUCCCUCGUGGCCCGAAAAAAGCCCGUCUCGUCAGCACCCAUAGCUUCGGGCCAGGCCUUCAACAUUGGUGGCUACGUGGUCCGGGCCCGUCUCGGCACACCUGGCCAACUCAUGUUCAUGGUCUUCGACACCAGCACUGACGAGGCCUGGGUCCCAUGCACCGGCUGCACCAGUUGCCCGUCCACCUCCUCUCCCUUCUCCCCCACUGCCUCCGCCACCUACGGCGGCUCCAUCACCUGCUCCGCCACAAAAUGCUAUCAGGCUCGUGGCGCACAAACAUGCCCCGGAGGCCCCGGCGCCAGCUCCGCCUGUACCUUCAAUCAGUCCUACGGCGGAGCGAUGGUCUCCGCCACGCUCGUCCAGGACUCAAUCUCUUUGGCGAGGGAAACAAUCUCGAAUUACGCUUUCGGAUGCGUUAAUUCUGUUUCUGGCGGGUCGAUUCCGUCCCAAGGGCUUUUGGGACUGGGCCGUGGGCCCUUAUCUUUUAUUUCACAGUCCCUAUCGCUCUAUAAGGGCGUGUUCUCAUACUGUCUUCCAAGCUUCCGAUCCUACUAUUUUUCCGGGUCGUUGAAACUCGGGCGUUCGGGUCAGCCCAGGAGAAUCCAAACGACGCCGCUUUUGCGUAACCCACGCCGGCCCUCGCUUUACUAUGUAAAUCUCACCGGAGUGAGCGUGGGCCGGGUAAGGGUCCCUGUGCCACGGGAGUUUCUGGUGUUUAACCAGUACACGGGUUCGGGUACAAUAAUUGAUUCGGGUACGGUUAUAACCCGGUUCGUGCAGCCGGUUUACAAUGCUAUCAGGGACGAGUUUAGAAGACAGGUAAAAGGGCCAUUUUCAAGUUUAGGUGCAUUCGACACUUGUUUUCAAAAGACCUACGAAAAACUGGCACCAAUCAUCAAACUCCAUUUUGAAGGCAUGGACCUAAAGUUGCCAUAUGAGAACAGCCUCAUACACAGUAGUUCUGGAUCGUUGGCUUGUCUGGCGAUGGCGGCUGCACCCAACAACGUGAACUCAGUGUUGAAUGUGAUCGCCAACUUGCAGCAACAGAAUCUUAGAAUUCUGUUUGAUAUAGUUAAUAAUAAGGUUGGCAUAGCCCGUGAGCUUUGUAACUAGCUGGAAGGUAGAUCUCAUUUAUGUGAUUUUAAGAUGUAAUUUUCUUGUACUAAGUUUCUCUUGUAUUAGUUGGUUAACUACUCAUGUUUUUCACAUCUUAUUGCAUGUCUCAACAUGUGGAAGCAGUAAAAGAACACGUUUUAAGGUUUAUUUAUUUAUUAUUGUGCUGUAUAAAUUUAUCUAUUCUAUAUAAAGAAUUAUGAGGG